Sesamum indicum (sesame) is the source of this 1298-nucleotide messenger RNA. Its product is annotated as squamosa promoter-binding protein 2. The record is from RefSeq and is a predicted model, not a curated record. Gene Ontology annotation, molecular function: DNA binding. Gene Ontology annotation, cellular component: nucleus. Lineage: Eukaryota; Viridiplantae; Streptophyta; Magnoliopsida; Lamiales; Pedaliaceae.
AAGUUAACAUGGCAAACUCAAUUAAGUUCAAAUUCUCUAUCAACUAAGCUCCAACAAAAAUCCCAAGGCCACAGCUCAAGAUCUCAUCUCAAAGAUUUUGACUCAAAUUUGCAUGAGUGUGUGUAUAUGUAUAUCGGGAAAAAUCUAUAAAAAAUAUCGGGGGAAGUAAAAAACAAGGCUUGAAGAAAAAAAUACAAUCAUACUGAUUUGUGUCUUAAUUUCAAAGACCAGAGAUAUUAUUGCAUCAUGGUCACUGCCGACUGUCUCACUCAUACAAAUGACUAGUAUUCUGUACGUAGAUGUGUAAAUACAGUCAUACUCAUAUGCAGGGUGGUUGCGGUUUGUGGCCCUUGUGGUCCAGACAAACUUUCACUCUGUUUAUCUGUCUGAAAAUGUACUGAUAUCUUGCUCCUUUUUCCACCUUUACUCAGCAUGCCUUGAGCUUCAUUGAUUACUCUCUCUACACUCACCAUCUCUUUCCUUCUUCCUCAUCUUCAAAACCCAUUCAGAUACAAGGAUUGGAAAAUGAACCCCGACAUGCAGAACAUGAUGUCGUCUUACCUGAAAAUCAAGAAACUUGUGCAAGACGAAGAAGAAGAAGAAGAAGAAGAGGAAGAUGACGACGAAGACGAAGAGGAGAAAGAUAUGGAGAUUGAGGUGAAAUUCGCGGAAUCCCAGUUGAAGAAGAAGAAAUUGAGUCUUGGUGAAGGCUCCGGGAAAGUGACUGGAAAGGCUGUUGCCGGCGGCGUCGCUGUCGUCGCCUCACCAUGUUGCCUGGUGGAGAAUUGUGAGGCUGAUCUCAGCUGUUGCAAGAAGUACCACCAGAGGCACAGGGUAUGCGAAGUCCAUGCCAAGGCUCCGGUGGUGUUGGUGGAUGGGCUGAGGCAGAGGUUCUGUCAGCAGUGCAGCAGGUUUCAUGAGCUCUCAGAAUUUGAUCAGACAAAGAGGAGCUGCCGCAGACGUCUAGCUGGCCACAACGAGCGGCGUAGGAAGAGCUCACUGGAGUCCCGUAGGGAGGGAUCGAACCGAAGGUUGGUCGAAAACCAGUUCAGACAGCUUAAUGAAAGGCCCGAUCUCAGUUCCCCUGGAAGCCAAAAUUUCCAUAUCCACUCAAGUCACUAGGAUGUUUCGCUAGCUUGCUUACUCUCUUCUGUCAUCAGACUGAAAUCUAAUGUCCUCCUACCUAGGAUGAUUUUCUUAUUAAUCGGAUGGUGUUUAGCACCUCCGAGCAUAAUAAGGUUUUAUAUCUGGACAAUCUAUAUGUUUCAAUGAUAACUUGUGCAAGACAGAGAUGGAAA